AUUAUGGAAGUAAUUGAUCUGGAGAACUACUUCAUACCUUUUAUUGCUAGUUUGACGAUGAAUGAUAGAAGUACUAAACGUUUGUCUGUUAGUCAUCUUUUCACUUCUGUUUAUAUGCGUGUCAGUCCGAAACAUCAAAGUAAAUGUUGUCUAGUAUUUAAUAUUAAGAUAUUAUACAUUUUUUAUAUUAUAAUUGUUUUAUUAUAAUGUAUAGGUGACUUAAUCGACUAUCAUUGUUUCUUAAGUUUGGACUCAUUACCUUCUGUUCGUCAAAAUGCAGCAAAUAAUUUGGUUGAUUUCAGUGAAGUUGUUCAUAUGUCAAUUUUUGACAGUAAAUUAACUCCCCGUUUGGAACAAUUUAGUUUUGACCAAAAUGAGCAUGUUAGAAUAUUGGCUUUAUCAACAGCAAUAACAAUUUCAAAAAAAUUUGAUGUUUCCUAUACUAAACAGAUAAUUCUUCCUAUUGCAUUGAAUUCAAUACAUGACCCUUCCUGUGGAGUACGUUCAAUACUCAUCAAGAAUAUUACAAAGAAUUUGAUAGUACUACCAGAAGAUCGAUUAAUAUGCUGUUUGAAAGCAUUUAUUAUAAAUGAUUCAUGGAAAAUGCGAAACACUGGUGCAAUUUAUUUAUAUAUAUUGGCAAUUCAAAAAGGUCUCAAAUUUUUUGAAGAUUAUCUAGAACAGUCGUUUUUAAUAUUACUAACUGACACAAAACCAACUGUUCAGCAAACUGCUAUGGAUGUGUUCAAACUAUUAGUUACAGAAUUUGGAAUGGAUUGGGCUCAAACAUAUAUUGUGCCAUACCUUAUAAAACUAUCUUACUCGAGAAAUACUUACAACAAGAUGGCGUUUUUAUCAUUUGCUAAAGUAUGUGCAACAAUAAUGUGUAUACAAUUUAGAACACUAAAUAUUAAUAUGAGAAAGAAUGCAGUGGAAUAA
Molecule: messenger RNA, 939 nt
Organism: Rhopalosiphum padi (bird cherry-oat aphid)
Lineage: Eukaryota; Metazoa; Arthropoda; Insecta; Hemiptera; Aphididae
Exons: 4
Coding region: 316-939 (207 amino acids)
Biological process (GO): protein dephosphorylation
Cellular component (GO): cytoplasm; protein phosphatase type 2A complex
Molecular function (GO): protein phosphatase regulator activity
Source: RefSeq, a predicted model, not a curated record